CUUCAUACACUGCUUUUCGUUUGUAACAAAUUAACAAAAGGUUCAAACUAGAAAACCACAAGUGUCAGUGAAACCAUAGCCAUCAGAAAGCCAGAGUUAAACUGCUGACAAAAGCACAAGACACGUAGGGAGAGGCACAUUGGGAAAUGCCCUCUUCUAGACUCCCAAUGCCAACCUAACAUCUGUAAACUGUGGCACAGUUCAGAGGGCCCCAUUGUUGCACCAUAAUAGAGAUUGCAUUGUGUUUCUGUGAAUUCUUCCAUUUGAAGGUUUCUUGCAGUCUACUAGCCAUUAGAUAGCCACACACGGCCCAGUGGGGAGGUAGGGCGCUUAUAGCUUGCUAACUGUGAGCAAAGUGUGUGAGAACUUGGUUCACCCUCAGUGCUGUGUGUGGGGUAUUGGAGAAGAGCUCGUUGAAAAUGCAAUAGUAAGUUACUCAGCAGCAUAGGUUAGUAUUUUAUAAACUGCAAAUGAGUUUAAGUUUGGAAAUGAGUAACUGUUACUCUUGGCUAAGACAGACCAAAGUCUGUCCAUCUCCUAGCCAUUUUCUUCAGGCUUUUAAAGGUCGUGUGUGCUUUGAUGCAUAUGAGGGAUGGCUUGGUUUCCACUGAGAGGAGGAUUUUUUAAAUUUAUUUUUAGGUUUUUAAAAAUAAACUUUAUUAAUUCACUUUAAAAACAAUACAAUAAAAAAGAUCAGUACAAUUUCUUCCCAAAUCUUAUUACAUAAAUCAAAACCUCGUAUAUAAAUAAAAUCCACUUCCAAACUUUAAUACAUCGCUUACCUCUCAAACUCUCAUUUCUUGCGUUACAGUUAUCCUGAAACCUAUCUUUUUAUUCAUUCCUUUCUUAUCACAUUUCUCUUGUAAUUCCCCUGUGAUCCCCUAGGCUAAGCAAACCACUAAUUCUGUUUUUAUAUUUUUCUUCCUAAAAUAAUCAUCUACAUAUUCCCAUUUUUAGUUAGUCUUUGUUUUGGUACAUUCCUUAUUGCGGCAGUCAUUCUAUCCAAAUUCAUAAACUCCACAAGUUUAUGAGAGGAGGAAAAUUAUGUGCCUGAUCUUUGUAAUGUACAGGGUCUAUUUACAAGGAAUGAGUUGUCAUCAUAAUGACUGUUUUGCUCCUAAAAGAAGAAGUGAGCAAUGGUGUAGUUGCUUGUUACAUCUGAUGUGAAGGAGACUGCUCAGAAUUGUAAGGGCUCCUUUGUCGACUCAUGCAGGAAAACAGCCUUGAUUUACUGUUUUAGCAGAUCAAAGGUCAAAUUUCUGGGAUGCCUUGGGCGGAGUCUUACCUUGGGAGCCCAUAUGUUGAUGGGUCUCUUGGAAUGUGAAAUAGCUCAGGAACUGAUACUUAAAUAGCACCAGCCUCUUCCAGUGUCAGAGAGAGGCAAACUGGGAAAACAGAGAGAAGGGCUUUGCCAUGAUCCAGGAGAAGUUGAUAGAGAUCCUGCCCAGGGAUGGAAUAUAUCCUCAGGCUGCUCUUGCUGUUGCCUGUGGUUCGGCAGCAGCGGUUGUGGUUUGGAAAUGGGUGGCCCGCAAAAGGAUUCUGCAGAAGAUGGAAGAGGCCAGGCAAUGGCGAGACGACAGCUUGGAACAAAUGGAAAAAGUGAUUUGGAAAUUUAAACAGAAGAACCCUGGAGUCCAGUCAGAAUUUAUUCUCUCCCUGUCGCUUGUGGAACUGGCAGAGAAACUUAGAGAGGAGACACUUUCUCCAGAGAGUGUCCUGUAUACCUAUGUAAAGAAGGCUCUUGAAGUGACCCAGGAGGUGAACUGUGUGACCGAUUUUAUUCACGGUUGUGAGGAACAGCUCCAGGAAGUGAAGAAGCAAAAGGAGAAAGGCCUGCUGUAUGGGAUUCCUGUCAGCAUUAAGGACCAUAUUGGAUGCAAGGGCCACAUCUCCACGUGUGGGUUGGUGCACUUUCUCGGCAAAGUGGAAAAGGACGACAGUGUGAUAGUAAAAGUUUUGAAGAAACAGGGGGCAAUACCAUUUGUGAAGACCAACAUUCCCCAAAGCAUGCUUAACUAUGACUGCAGCAACUUAAUCUUCGGUCAGACAAUCAAUCCCCUGAACCACAAGAAAAGUCCCGGUGGUUCCUCUGGAGGGGAAGGGGCACUCAUUGCAGGAGGAGGGUCCCUCUUGGGCUUUGGGACAGACGUCGCUGGAAGCAUUCGGCUCCCAUCAAGUUUCUGUGGGCUUUGUGGACUCAAACCAACUGGUAAUCGACUGAGCACUCUUGGUCUUGCUACCCCUAUUGGUGGUAUGAAGUCGGUUACAGCAACAAUUGGCCCAAUGGCAAGGGAUGUGGAUAGCCUGGUUCUGUGCAUGAAGGCGCUCCUGUGUGAUGAGUUAUUCUCCCUUGAUCCUUCAAUACCACCUAUGCCAUUCAGAGAGGAGAUAUACAGCAGUUCAAAGACCCUACGGAUUGGAUACUAUGAAGACGAUGGCUAUAUCCAGCCAUCUCCCAGCAUGAGGAGGGCUGUUCGGGAAACCAAAAAUCUUCUUCAACUCAGAGGGCAUACACUCAUCCCCUUUGUUCCUCCUCGGCUUAAUUAUGUGGUUGAUGAGCUCUACACCAAAGGCCUAUUUUCCGAUGGAUGUGCACAUUUGCUGGACAAGUUCAAAGGAGACAUUGUGGACCCAAAUUUGAAAUCCCAGAUUAAUUGUUACCGUCUUCCCAUUCUAGUGAAGAGAAUUUUUGCAUUCCUCUUGAAACCUAUAUACCCUCGGAUUGCCAGAGAUCUCAAUGCGCUAUGUGGAGUUGGGUCAGCAAAAAACCUAUGGAACCACAAUGUGGAAGUAGCGAUGUAUCGUCAAGAAUUCCUCGCCGAAUGGAGGAAACUGAAACUGGAUGUCAUUCUCUGCCCUGCUUUGGGUCCAGCGUUCAAUGAAGGCUAUCCCGGGAAACUAUUUGCUGCUACAUCCUACACCAAUUUAUACAACCUCCUGAACUUCCCUGCUGGAGUUGUGCCAGUCACCACUGUUUCCCAUGCUGAUGAAGAAGAGCUCAAACACUACAGAGGGCAUUAUGGUGACCCUUGGGACAAGCGCAUGAAAGAGGCUGUCAGCGAUGCUGUUGGGCUCCCUGUGGCUGUCCAGUGUGUGGCUGUGCCUUGGCAAGAGGAGCUGUGCCUUCGGUUCAUGAAGGAGGUCGAGACUCUCGUUCAGGAGAGGAGAACCCCCAAAUGAUUAUAGCAUCAAUACUAAUGGAUAGAACAAUGCAACCUAGCACAGCGAGGGUUAGAACAUCUCCAAGUUCACUUCUUAAAUAUGUUAAAAUGCAGGUUAAGGCAUGGUUAUUUGUUAAAUACAACUCAUCCUACUCAACAGGAGGCCAUUUAUGACUAAGGCCUAGUUCUCACAAACAGCAGAUGUUGUGCUUGCACUGUACUAUACUUCAAAUUGUACAUGAUCACAUGUUUCU
This is a messenger RNA of Zootoca vivipara (common lizard), 3415 nucleotides long. NCBI's taxonomy places the organism in Eukaryota, Metazoa, Chordata, Lepidosauria, Squamata, Lacertidae. The record is from RefSeq and is a predicted model, not a curated record.